AAUCUUAAUUGUUCAUUUAUUAUUGAAAAUCAUUACUAGGCUAUUACCAGGAUUAGUGCCUACCCCUGAAUGUGUUUUGCAGUAAAAUAUUUUUUUUUCUUCAUCUUUGUCUAACCAUUUAAUCCAGUUAAUAACCAUAAUGGAAAUUCCUGGAUGGAGCAAUAAGUAAAGGAAGGAAAAGACAACCACUCAUCUAUAGUGGAUCAAUGCGUGUAGCAUGGUAACACACAACAGCAAACAGCAUUCACACUAGCUUUCGAGCACUAUCACUUUUUCCAGCAAUAGUACACACGUUCACACACACAACCACAUGGCCGCAGGAAUGUAUGUUUGGGUGUCUGUGUGGUUGUGUGUGUGAAUGUGUUUGAUUGCUGGAAAAAGAGUUAGUGCUUGAAAGCUAGUGGGAACGCUGUUUCCUGUUGUGUGAUACUGUGCCCCAUGCAUCAGUCCACUAUAGGAAUGUGGUUGCCAUUCCAUAAUUUUUUGUAUCGCUGCAUUUCAUCCAAUUGAUGUUCUCUGGUUUCAGUUUUCUUCAUGUAUGCCUCUUUGUUGUUUGCUUCUGUCAGUUGAAACCUUUUUUGCAACUGUAGGAAUGCUUCUUCUGCACACACUAUAUCUUUCAGUAAUUCGACUGUUUUGUCUUCUCAUUGCUUAAUUUUUCAAAAACCCCAAAUCAACUGAUUUUAAUCCCUCUUUGCAUAGUUUAUAUUACACACGUGCACACAUAAGAAAGUAUAGACACUAAACAAGACAAGUUUGCUUCUGAGGUUCUUGGAUGUACUGCUGAAUCCAGUUGUUGAAGGCCCACGAUAUUUUGGCGAAUAAUCGUUCUGCCAACACCAAGUGGUGCUGAACUACAACGGCACCAUCUGAUGGCAGAACGGUUAUUUGCCGAAAUAUCAAGGACCUUCGACAAUUGGACCCGGCAGUAAACCCGAGAACCUCGGAAGCAGCAUACAUCCCUGGAAAACCUCAGAUCACGUAAGACAAGUUUGUUUCAUUGAGCAUCUUGAAUGCUAAUAAAAUUUUCCAUCCUAUAAUUUAUAUUGAUAUGCUGUAAAAUGAUAGUAAGAGAGAGGGAUGGUUUCUUGUAUCCGUCACAAUAUACUACCAUGUUUCUAUUGCCAGCAGUGUCUGUUGAUUGAAACUUCAAUUUUUCAUCUGUUAUCUUUUCUGUGUGUGUGUGUGUGUGUGUGUGUGUGUGUGUGUGUGUGUGUGUGUGUGUUGUUGUUGUUGUUGUUGUUGUUAAGCUGUAUGAUGAAAAUCACUAUCUGUGAUAAUGCUACAUAUAGUUAAGCAAAUGAUAAGAAUUAUUAAAUGUGCUGGAGAAUCUUCUAAGUAUUAUGCACAGUGUGUAAUUCUUGAUUUUUGUUUCAGAGUUUGGAGCUAAAGUAUUGUACUGCAAAUUGAUUGGUUCUGUUUUACGCGUAAAAUUAUUUCUGUUACAGGACUGUAUUUUAGUUAGGGACAAAUUUGAUGUAGGCUAUGAUGCUUCGAAACAAAAAGGUGUUAGCAAAUAUUUCUGGAGUUGCUGUUAAGAGGAAGAUGGCUAGAAACAGGAGCGUAUUAAAACAGUCACAAUCAGAAGGCCACCUUGAAGCAAAAAGCACGAGGAAACAUGAUUCAGUCUUACAUCAUUGCACUGAUUUGUGCAAGUCUUUGUCCAGCUGUGACUAUAUUUCUGGUGCUGAGCAGUCAUCAUCUAUUGCAGAACAUUCUUCGAUGAGCCUGAUGAAAAAUACUCCAUCUGCUGAAGUGGGGAAGUGUAGUAGUGCUUUGGUAGGUAGUAACACCAGUUCAUCACAGGGGUCGCCUAAAUCUAAUAAGACAGCAGAUUUACAGUCGUCAACUGUCUCAGAAGAUUCAGUACGAAGCCUUGACAUGGAGGAUUCCAUUGUUGAAGUAAUUCCCAUAGAGAUUUCUGAUGUCCGUAUAUUGGAAACAAAAUCACACAAGCCGUCUUCCAGUGGUAACAAACCGAUAGAUGCAGAUACGUCAGAUGUUAUAAUUAUCCCAGAUUCUCCAGGACAAGGGACUGCAGGGAACAAGGCUUCGAAGACUACUUCAAAUGAAAUUUCACGUGUGCAGCGAGGCAGGAAAAGAAAAAACAGUGAUGAUAGUGGGAUUGAAAUCUUGUGCGAUAUUUCAGGAAGUAGACCUAAGAAGCAGCAGAAAAUUAAUAUUGCCAGUAAAGGGAGCAGUGGGGAUGGAGAUGAUAUUAUCUUCAUUAGUGCAGAAGAUGAUGAAGUGUCAGUCAUCAAAACAAAGGAGGAGCACAAAACACCUCAAGAGGAUGUAAUAAUUUUAGAUUCGCCUCCUGUGCAAACUCCUGUGCAGAAUUCAGACAAAACACCUAAGAAAAUGGUUUCAGCAUCUACAAGUGUAACUGGUUUAAUUCCCCAUUAUACGCAACAUUUAAUAGAUUAUAUUUCUCUUGAUGGAAGACCACCUGUAAAUAUUUCUGACUCAUCUAUUGGGACACCUGUGUUGCCUUUUUCACUCAGAGAUGCAUUCAGAGAUGAGGAGGAGAUGGUGCAAAGACGGAUUCCUGUUUUGAGACGGGCACAGGGUACCAGAGCUUCCAUUCGGCGGCAAAGGGAAAGAGCUGCGUUUCAUAACCGUUUAGUACAUGCUCGCAGUCAAGCAGGCCGAUCAAACUGUAUACCUGUGUCUACUUGCGCUUACUUUCCCCCUCACCCUUCAAAUGCACUGAUUGGAAAUCAGACUUCAACUAUCGGAAAUGCAGCCGAAAAUUCAACUGCACAAAACUCGACAAACCAAAAUGUAGCACCUGAAAACUCUGUACAACAAAACUCGACAACCCAAAAUGUAGCACCUGAAAACUCUGUACAACAAAACUCGACAACCCAAAAUGUAGCACCUGAAAACUCUGUACAAUCAGCUCCAGAAGUUUCACAAUCGCCAGCCUGUGUUUAUGGAACCAACAUUUACAACCCAAAUGCGAGUGACAAAGAGAAGGAUGGGUUGCGACCAGUCAUCAUUGAUGGAAACAAUAUAGCAAUGGGGCAUGGAAAAGGAAAAUGUUUUUCAUGGCGAGGACUGCACAUUUGUAUCAAGUACUUUUUGAAGCGUGGUCAUAAAGUGACAGCAUUUGUGCCAACAUUCCGGAGGGGUGCUUGCCCACCUGACCUUCGUUCUGAACUGGAGGAGUAUGAGAGGAGUGGGCAGGUUGUAUUCACACCAAGCAGAAGAAUAGAAGGGCGACUCAUUGUGCCAUAUGAUGACAGGUUCAUUGUGCAGUGUGCAGCAGAACUUGGUGGAGUUAUAGUCUCCACAGACAACUUCCGUGAUCUUCUAAGUGAAAAUACCACCUGGAAGGAAACAAUUGAAAAGAGGUUGCUGAUGUUCACAUGGGUUGGAGACUUGUUGAUGUUCCCUCAUGAUCCGCUAGGGAGGAAUGGUCCAAAAUUUGAAGAGUUCCUUCGCUUUCCCAAGAAGUUAUAAGACAAUGCUGAAAUUGUCGCCAGUGUCAAUUCAGUACAAACUGCUGCUGUGUUAGAGACCAAAAAAGUGUUGUUAAUGUAUUUUGAUAUUUUGGUGUAAAGGAAGUAAUCCAUUUUUACAAAAUAACAUAUCCCAUUUCUCAAAAAUCUGUUGUCAAGUUUGUGCUCAGGUAUUGUUAAAGUAUGUAUACAGCUGUAUCUUGUUAUUCUUUUAUUACAUAAUAUUGUAUCAUAUUAUAUUUAUUGUGUACAGUUGGAUUAUUCAUUUUCAGUUUUAUAAAAUUAUUUUCCAGUAUAUAAAAGCUGCAUUUGAAAACAAUUUGGGUUGUGAAUCUUAAAGUGAUAAUCACUUUGCUUUUUUGUGUAUUAUAUGAAAUCAAGAUAUAUUCUUGCCAGUCGCUGUUUUUUAUCUCUUGCAGUAAAAAUAAAAAAAAAAAAUUAAAUUAAAAAAAGUUUUUUUAAAACACUUGUCAGAGUUGCAUGAAGUGCACCAACAAUUUCUUUAGUUUCAUAUGACAGUACUCGAGAAGUGUAACCAUUUUGUGUAGGCUUUCGGGUUGUUGUUUGUAAAUGAAAUGUUUUAUUUGACUAUAACUGUUGGCUAAGAUAUUUCACAUUUCAUUCGUUCGUUUCUCAUAAAUAGUUGCCAUUUUCUACAUGUUGGUAAAGUUGUACAGGCUGUAUGUCAAGAUAACAAAUUUGCAGAGGGCAUAAUAAAUUUUCUUUUGUUCAGUUUUAGUUAACCAACAUUAUGGUUGGUUGAACAAUUUCCUUGAUUUCAGUUUGAUGGUUUGGUGCAAGUAUUUGUUACAUUGUACACAUUCCAAAAUGCUUUCAGUGUGUUUUUAUCACAGGAAUAGUGUAAAUAUCCUUAUUACAAGUGUGUGUGAAUGUGAAAUAAUUUGAUGCGUGUUCUGCUUUGUGCUGCUACAUCUGUUAAUACUUUAAGGUACAUAAAACACCACUUUAGCUGCAGUUUCCACUUCUGGUUAUGUUAAUGUGACCUGUAUUAUAAUGUAAAAAUGAUGUAUGUUAGUAAAGGUAGCUAUCAUUAAAAGAACAUUUGGAAACUCUUUUCUUUACAGUAUUCCCAAGACCUAAAUGCGUAUGAGUAUUGAAUGUAAAGAAUUCUCGGAAGUUCUUCUGUUAUGACAAUAGCCACUUUUACUAAUGUAAGCCUCUCUUGCAUUAUAAUACAGGUCACAUGAGUAUGUUCAGUCAACAUAACUGGUAGUGGAAACAGCAACUGAGAUGGUAUUUUUUGUAUACCUUAAAGCAUGUGUGUCAUGUAGGCUUGGUAUGAAAAAUAAUUAGUGAUACUGUUUGAUGUAUAUAUUAUCUCAAAUGUUGCUUUUGUUUAUAGGUAACUGUAGCAAUUUUUAGUAAAACUAAAGUUAGUAAAACCAAUAAAGCAGACAGGUGGAAAAAUGUCGUCCAAAUGUCAGAAAGGAAAGAACCAAAGAAAUUCUUACCAGUAUUGAGACUCGCUGGUAGUGGACUCACUGCUAGCAACCAAAUUACUUUAUAUUAAAUCUGAUACAAAUGAAGGUUUUGUAUAAGCAAGCUGAAAUAGUAUAACUGAAUGGGAACGUCCGUACUUAAGUUAGUUGUAGAAAUUUGUUGUUCGUAAAUAGUAGGGUCGUAAAUAAGAUAUAUGAGCAGGAUUACAGUUGAGCAUAUUUAAGAGAGAUGUACUUGAAGAGACUAUUUCAGUACAUAAAGAUUAUCGUUUUAAUUAUAGAUAUAUUUUUGUAAAAUAUUCAUUUCAAAUUUUUUCACACAAGGUAUGUAAUUAAUGAUGUUUUACUGUGAACUAAAUCACACAGACACUUCUGUAAAUAUUUGAUUAAUACCAUUCAUUUUCCACGAAAAGGGAAAUAAUUAAUAUAAUUUGAUGUUACCAAAAUAUUUGUUGUUCAGUCUUUGACAAAUUUGUGUUUUUUUUUAUAUAUAACAGUCCACUAUAAUAAAUAAUAUUUAAUAAAGCUUUAUUUUCUUACAUUGGAUGAUUCUGCACCCACCCCCUCUU
Schistocerca americana (American grasshopper) is the source of this 5493-nucleotide messenger RNA. RefSeq lists its product as uncharacterized. Lineage: Eukaryota; Metazoa; Arthropoda; Insecta; Orthoptera; Acrididae. Gene Ontology annotation, molecular function: mRNA binding; RNA endonuclease activity. The transcript has 4 exons. The record is from RefSeq and is a predicted model, not a curated record. Gene Ontology annotation, cellular component: cytoplasmic ribonucleoprotein granule; nucleus. Bases 1486 to 3465 code for a protein of 659 amino acids.